UAAUUUUAUGACAGUUUGAAUUAAUUACAGUUGGCCCCGAUCAGUUCUUAAAAUUACGGUAACCACCUUCACAUGACAUCUCCCUGACUAUCAAAUUUCUCCACCAAAAACCCACAAAAAAUGGCCGGCAAUAAUCUGUUCCAUUCUCGUCUGCGGUGUUUCUCACUGGCCUAGCUUUAACCCGGGAGUUAAAUUUAUGAUUCGGAUGAACCGUUGGAUCUGAGAAACGAACCGGAGCCUUUGGAAUUUCUAGGGAUGAUGCAGAGCCCCAAAUCAGGUUCGGUGUGUCGGCCCUCGCGUACCUGAUCGGCUCCCUCUCGCCUCAGUUAGACGACUUGCCGGCGGCGAACUUCUUCUCGUCCUACGUCUUCCUGGCCAUAAUCAGUACUGCCCUUGAUGUCAUGUAUAGUGGAUUUGGACAGGGGAGAAGGAGCGGCAGACAGCUCUGCUAAAGGAAAUGUCAGUUCGUCUGAAGCGGGUGAAAUUUUAGAACCAUAUAUGGGGAUGGAAUUUGAAUCUGAAGAUGCUGCCAGGAAAUUUUAUGCUGACUAUGCUAGAAGGGUAGGAUUUUCUGUGCGUAUUAUGGGACGUCGUCGCUCAGGAAUUGAUGGGAGAACACUUGCACGUAGGCUUGGAUGUAACAAGCAGGGCUUUUCUCGGAAUCACGGCUCUAUUGGACCAGAUAAGAAACCACGACCUAGUGCACGAGAGGGUUGCAAUGCAACAUUCCUGGUGAAGUUUGAGGAGCCAGGAAAGUGGGUUGUGACAAGAUUUACAAAGGAGCACAACCAUCCUUUGGUUGUAACUGGGCUGGGGUUAAGAACUACGGGUGACAAGGAUAAGAAAAUUGAAGAACUUACUCUGGAGUUGCAACAUCAGGACCGACUAUGUGCAGAAUAUAGAGAAAAAUUACUAAGAUUUCUGGCAAGCGUCGAGGAGCAAGCUGAACAAUUGUCUUCAAAAAUUCAAGUUAUUGUCGACAAUGUGAAGAAUGGUGAAGCUGAAGUGCAAAAACUCUCCCAUCAUAGAUAGACAUCUAUUUUUGGUCUUGUAUUCCCCCCCCCCCCUGAAUUUAGUAGAUAGUCUUUUGAAUUUACUUGCUUGUAUUUCAGCAUUUCAUGAGUUCUUCUGUUAUGUACAUAAGUUACUUGAAUUGCUUCUUCUCAGUAUGGUUAAUAAUAGCGAAACAUGUAUAAUAAUGUAGAUGUUAUUGGGUUAGAAUUAAAAUCCCACCUCUUUCUCCCUUCA
Messenger RNA from Diospyros lotus (date-plum), 1248 nucleotides. RefSeq names its product protein FAR1-RELATED SEQUENCE 5. The record is from RefSeq and is a predicted model, not a curated record. NCBI's taxonomy places the organism in Eukaryota, Viridiplantae, Streptophyta, Magnoliopsida, Ericales, Ebenaceae. The transcript has 3 exons. The coding region runs from base 397 to 1032 and encodes 211 amino acids.